This is a messenger RNA of Phlebotomus papatasi, 3172 nucleotides long. RefSeq lists its product as uncharacterized. NCBI's taxonomy places the organism in Eukaryota, Metazoa, Arthropoda, Insecta, Diptera, Psychodidae. The coding region runs from base 793 to 2835 and encodes 680 amino acids. The record is from RefSeq and is a predicted model, not a curated record. The transcript has 8 exons. Gene Ontology annotation, cellular component: nucleus.
UUUUAGCUGUCAGAUCGCUGCCAUUUUCGCUGCGUAUUUUUGUCAUUUGAUUUUGUGUGUGAAAAAAAUUGCAAAAUUCACCCAUAAAUCCCCCAAAUUGGCUAUUUAUUUGUUAAGUGUGGUGUCCCUUGGCAUCUUAAGAUUAGCCCUGGUGCAUGAGUUAGUGGAAAAAAUUGCAGAUUGCGUGGAAAAUCGUGUUGGCGUCUUGUAGCGGUGAUUGUGUAACUGUGGUAGUGAAACCCCGUUUUCCAUCAGUGAACUCCCGUGAAAAAUCUCACCCAGCACUUUUCCUGCUUGGAAUAUGCGUAGCUGAUUAUCAAUAAACAUCGCCCAAUUCAUCACCCUUUGAUUGUCAGUGCAAAAAUUCGACCUCUGUCAAUGACAAAGCCGUAAUUUUGGGAGGUUUUUCUGUGGCGGAUGGGGCACAAAGAUUAAUUGGCAGCUGUCAAAAAAAUCACACUGCAAAAGCCUUCUUGACACUCCAUCGCAGAUUUCUGCAAAUACCCCAAGAUUUUCCAGGGAUAGACUGCCCUUUGUCGUGGAGUAGGAACUGCAGGGGUAUCUGUAGGGGUUAAGGAAGGGAUUUACUGGAGAUUUUGGGCGGGAAGGUUGGCAGAAUCCGGGAGAUUGUUGUGUCAGUGAGACUCCGCCCCAGACCGAGAAGCAAAUCAACAAGAAUGAGUUGCUAGCUGCGAUUCCUCGCAAAAAGGCAGAAAGAGACUCGAGAGAACUCCCUCCCCAGAGACUUGUCAGCUUCCUCUCGCCAACGCAGCGGAAAAGCUAAGAGUGGUCAUGUCAUGUCAGCAAGCUGCAGAACUUCCCGAUGAUCCGUACACUUUCACGGAACCACCAGCAACAACCAUCUUCACAACUCCGCUUGCGGGAAAAUUCAGUAAAUUGGCUUCAAUCAAGCAUCAGCAGCAACAAAUUCGCGCAAAUGGCACAAGUGUUAGCUACAUGAAUGGCGUCAAUCACAGCACCAACAGCCACGUCCAGAAGUUGCCUGUGUCCACGGUGUAUGGCAAGGCGGCGGGUGGCUUUUCUGUCGUCAAUCCGGCCAAGAAGGUGACAACGAAAAAAUUUCCACCGCCAGCCAAUGUGGGUGUUGCUCCAGCAGCAUCAUCGACAACGACGACGGUUCUGGUGAAGACGCGUCCUCUACAGCCAAUUAAUCAUUCCACUGCCGGUGCCAAGGCUCAGUCGUCACUGCCAGCACCGGGACGCACCUUUCAGUCACUCUUUCAGCAAGAAGUGCUGAGUUCCAUUCGCAAGAAGGGUUCUCCGCAUCGUGAUGAGGCUGCAGGCGGCAGUGGUACUGCCACAGCAGCCACUGCCACUGCAAAUACAUUCAGGGAGCCAAAGGCCACCAAUUUUCCCGCCACGAAGAAAGCCACCGUGAAGCAGCAAACGGCGUCCGCGCGCCUCAAACGCAGCUUCAGCCAAUCGGCCCACCAUGAGGCUCUCCAGAGGAUACCUCCCACUGCUAAGGCUGCCACUGAAAUAAAGCCAUUGGAAGUUGUGAAUGGGACUCCGUGGCAUGCUCCAGACUCAUUUAUCUUUGACUACGAUACUCCGGGUGGAUGUCCGGAUCCCUCUCGAGUGGACCAGGAGCUGACGCUGUGCGCUCAGAAGCAUUGGUUUGUGGAAUUUCUGCCUCCGACGAUGGCUCUGAUGACGCGGGAGCAGCAGCUGGAGCAGAAGGCUGGACACCUGCGGCGGAAGGCUAUUCAGUAUGCAAGAGCUCUGGAGCAGAGGAGUCUCAGUGUGGCCAAGAAGAGGCUGAUGUAUGUUUCACAGGCAUUGGAAAAGUCCUGCGGCAAUCAGACCGAUGCAAGGGAGACGCGAAAGAAAUGCUGCUUGGCGAAUUGCGAGAAUGAUUCUCUGGCCCUCACAGCGUAUUGCUAUCUGCACAUCACGCAGAACACGGAGCAGAAACUCUUCUAUCCGUGCACUGCUAAAUUUGCAGAUAAUUCCCAAUGCCGCGUUCCCGUCUUCGACAUUUGCCACGAACUUCCGCUAUGCAGGGAGCACGCUUGGAAGAGGGACAACUACAAACGCAUGCUGGAAGUGCAGAAGCCGAAGAAGUUGGCAAGGAAGAAACCAAAAUUGUGUGGGAUGACGCGACCGCUAAAGCGGAAUAAGAAGAAAAAGCGAUCGCCCAGUAUGCUAAUGAGUGCGGGAAAUGGGAAGAAUCAUGUGGAUCUGUCAGCCAUGGUGGGUGGAUUCAAUCAGGGAGGUCAGCAGCAAGGGCAGGCGGCUGUUGUUCAAUUACCACCGAUUUUGCAUCAACAGCAACAGCAGCCGCAACAGCAGCCGCAGCAGCAGCAGCAGCAGCAGCAACCGCCACAGCCCAAGCAGCAAUUCAUCAUUGCGAAUCCCAAUGCGCAAAUGACACAAAUUGCAACGGCUCAGAUUACAACUCAGGAAUUGCUGAAUAUUUGUGAGAAUAGUUCAGCGUAUGAGAGUUCCGAGGACACGGGAGUUGGUGGAUUGUCAGAGUCUGAACUUAUUGGGGCCAAUGAUGUUAUAGAGGAAAUUGCACUGGGCGACACGAGAUUGCUGGAGGAGAGCGAAUUGAACAAUGUGCUCAAUCAAUUUCCGGAAGACGCCUUCAAUGAAUUAUUUUCAGUUCAACAUCCCGAUCAGGAGGUCUUCGAUCGUGUGCUCGAGGCCGUGGAUGAGCAAGUGAAGACUCUGGAAAUGACUGGGGAUUCCAAUUUCCUCGGUGAUUUCCUCGAUGUGGAUGAUCAGAUGCUGGAGGAGUCAGAGAUGUGUGGCUCUGAUGGGCUUCAGACGUCCGGGGGAUCAGAAAUUCGUGGUUUGGUUCAUACAUGAAUGCACACAAAUGUACUCUGACCCUUAGCCACAUUUCCCUCUACCUUGCUGUUUCUUUUCGUGAUGUUGUAAUGUCCUAAUCUUUUUCAAUGUGUAACAUUUCACUUGGAAUAAAAAGUGGAAUGGAAAAGUGGAUUUUUGAGAAGGAUCCUCCGAGGAGGAAUUCUCUCAAAAUCAACAAAUAUCUAAUGUGAAUUUCUUCUCAAAAUAGUGAAAGAAAAAACAACAAAUUUAUGGACAAAAAAUUGAACUGAAUGGAAUAAUUUUCUUCAAUUUGACGAAAAAAAUGGGAUAGAAAUUCAGCGUUAAAAAGAAAUAAAUUAUUUAUUAUACUGUA